Cannabis sativa is the source of this 856-nucleotide messenger RNA. RefSeq lists its product as uncharacterized. The transcript has a single exon. The record is from RefSeq and is a predicted model, not a curated record. The coding region runs from base 351 to 671 and encodes 106 amino acids. Lineage: Eukaryota; Viridiplantae; Streptophyta; Magnoliopsida; Rosales; Cannabaceae.
UCUGCUGCAUGCACGUCUUGAUCUUGAAAUUUGAUAAUUAAUUUAUUAUUAAAUGAUUUUCACACCAUGGAUCCAUGGCCAACUCAUCCCCUGUUUAUAUAUUUUUUUUCUUCUUCUUCUUCUAUUAUUUGCACCAAACCAAACUUAACUCCAAUCCACAUGCCUUGUUUCAUCACCAUACAACUUCUUUCAUGACCCCACACACACCUUCAUUACCAACUCUUCACUCCUUUUAUAAAUAACCAAUAUUUCCACCUUAAAUAUACUCUUAUCUAUAUAUACUUACAUAUUCUAGAUACUCAUAAAAACAUAAGAGAAACAGAGCAAAGGCAAUAGAAGAGUUAAUAUAUAUGGCUAUAGUUUUGAAGAAGAGUAGUAAUGGAUACUCAAAGAUGGAAAAAGAAGACCCAGAAGAGAAAAACCAUCGAAGGGCUCAGUUUUUGAUCUACAAAGUAAUGGAACAAGCCGAGUCAAGAAAAAGAACCUCGUAUUUGAGAUUAAGAAUAAAGAAGUUGAAGGUGAAGAUCGGAAAAAGACUGACCAAGUUGAGAAAAAGUCUAAACACAGCUAGAAUUAAUGUGUACAGACAAGUUUCUACUCAAUUGAAAACUUGUAAACGUUUGUUUGGUGGUACUUCUGCUCAGACCACUCUUGUUCCUAUUUUCGCAUGAUUAUGUUUUUCUUAUGUUUUUUUUCAACGAAAUUAAACAUAUCACGAUUUGAGUCAAUCCUAUGGUACUAUAUAAUCAAUACAUACAUAGUUUUAAUUAUUAUCUUCUUCCCCUGAGUUUCUUCUUAUUAUUGUUAUUAAUAUCAUUAUUAUUACAGUUUUAUAAAAUGCUGUUUGGUAAAUUCU